Molecule: messenger RNA, 282 nt
Organism: Racocetra fulgida
Lineage: Eukaryota; Fungi; Glomeromycota; Glomeromycetes; Diversisporales; Gigasporaceae
Source: the annotation of a GenBank genome assembly
GUAGAUGUAUUCACAUUAGUGAAUUUUUAUGUGAGCCUUUGGGGCGUGUUCAUUUAACUACAGAACAACACUUAUCCUAUCCAGAAAUUCCAAACAGAUAUGUUACAGAAAUUCUUGAAGUUGGUGCAAACCACGACGGUUAUUGGAAUAUUCAAUUGCUUGCUAAACAACUUAAACACGCGAUUGAUAUUUUGGAAAUUGCACUCCCCAAUACAAUCUUUGUUUUUGGGUUUGAUAAUAGUUCUAGUCAUGGUGCCUUCGCAGAAGAUGCAUUAGUAGCAA